CUUAACGCCACUUAGUCAGCUCUCCCGAAGCCGCUAGUCGGCGGGCUAAAGUGUUUGCGAGACAUACAUAAACGGCCAGUGCUUGGUGAGACGAAGGAGACGGACUGAGUGGCCGAAUGCGCCCUUCCUUCCUCCAUCCUUCAUGUCUGAGUACAAUGUUCUCUGGAUCAUCGCUCCGGUUGAGUUCGGCACGCUCGUCAGCGCCAUCCUUCUAGGAUGCACCGUCUUGCAGACUUACUUCUACCACUGCAACUUCGGUGACGACACAACCAAGAAGAAGGCGCUGGUCACGGCCGCUCUUCUACUGAACUUCUUCCACUUCCUUACGAUCGCGGCGAUCCUAUGGAAACUCACGAUAAGCUACUUUGGCCAGGAGGUCGCAUCCAUACCUAACCCAGAGCUUUGCAUGCUCGGUCUUUGCACGGAGAUCAUGAACAUCCUUAUGCAGGGGUUUUACGCCUUUCGGCUGCAGAGGCUAUCCAAACGACGCUACCUCCCCCUAUUUGUGGCACUGGCGACGACGGUUUGCCUGAGCGUGACGUUGUAUUGCUCAAUCGGGACCCUCAUGUUUUCUGGAUCGACGUCCCAGUGGUUCGCGUUGCAUGGCUGGACGGUCAUCGCCGGGACCGCUUUCGAGGUCGCAGGCUCACUCGCCAUCACGGGCGGUACGACUUGGUACCUUUUCAAGUCGAAAAACUGGGCUCUGCGUGACACGAUGCGCCAGAUCGAUCAGCUCAUUCUGUGGACGAUAGAGAUUGGCUUGGGGCCAUGUAUCUGUCGUAUUGCGUUGAUGAUUUGCCUUCUCCGCUGGCGUGAUACUCUGUAUUGGAUAGGGCCAUACAUUAUGACAACGGGAGUCCAAGCAAACUGUUUACUAGCAGCGCUGAACAGCCGUAUGUUGUUCCGAAGAAACAGUUCAAUCAUCUUUUGCACGAGUGGUACUCCUACAUCAGCGGGCGCAGGGGGCAGGUCUGAUCCCAUGGUGGUGUUCGCGAGUCACACAAUUAGAAGCAAUGCUACUGAUGACGAUAAAACGCCGCUCCCGGAGACGAUCUCCCUAGGAGAUGGCGCGUCUUGAUGAAAGGAAGCUUUGUGGAGUCAUCUGGAGCUGUACGAUAUGCUCCAUCACGCAGGAUAGGUAUAGAGCACCGCUUUCUCCAUCUGCCGCCUUUCGGUUGCCUUUCUUCGUCUGUCUUCCUCGUUCUGAUGCGGUAUGAUGUUGUAUUUUUGUUUUGUUUUGGCUGGUUGACUGUUGAUUCUCUGCCAAUGUUUAUGUUGUUGCUCUUCCAACAAGCAGAGUUUCAUUGUUGCUUCAUUGUCGAGUACGGCUCAUGACGUCGACGCUGCCCACGUGCGCGAUACGGCUACGAUCACGGAGGAAGUCUUUCGCGAUGUCGAGUUCCCUCUCAGUUGAAGGUCCGACAUGUGCAGCUGACUGACUUUCAAAUAACAUCAGAGGCCCACUAAGUUCGUAGCACGCCGUCCACAUGGCUGACGAAGACUUCACUGAACAUGAU
Coniophora puteana RWD-64-598 SS2 is the source of this 1517-nucleotide messenger RNA. RefSeq lists its product as uncharacterized. The coding region runs from base 143 to 1078 and encodes 311 amino acids. Lineage: Eukaryota; Fungi; Basidiomycota; Agaricomycetes; Boletales; Coniophoraceae. The record is from RefSeq and is a predicted model, not a curated record. The transcript has 11 exons.